This is a messenger RNA of Prorocentrum cordatum, 1134 nucleotides long. NCBI's taxonomy places the organism in Eukaryota, Dinophyceae, Prorocentrales, Prorocentraceae. The record is from the annotation of a GenBank genome assembly.
AGCCGCCGAGGCUCGAAUCUGGAAGUCGCAAGUCGUCCUAGAGCCAGGCGGAAAAUCGCGCAAUCACAGCUUGAGAGCUCUUUGGCAUCAUCGUGCCCCCGCCCCCGUCCUCCUCCGCAGCCGCUGGUCGGCCCUGGCCGCUCUGGCCCCUCCGCGACAGGCACGGGCGCCCACGACGAUGUCGCAGUCCUCCUCGUCGGCAUCCACCAGUGGCCUCCACCGCUCCCGCCGCUCGUCGCUGAGCGAAGAGACCGCCAACAGCGGCCUCCGCCACUGGCCCGCCCACGCGCCGCCGCCGGGCGCCACCGUGGUCGAGACGGAUUCGGCCGCGACGACGUCGGAGUGCACCCCGUCGACCCCGGAGUGGGAGGCCUCGGACAGCGACAGCAAGCAGAUCAGUCAGCUCGACAACGAGGCUUAUCGGACCCACCUCACGCGCACGCAACGGCGCCGGAUGCAGCGCCGGCUGGCCAGAGAGGUCUUGUCGGCGGCGGCGCAGGCCGAGGAGGCCCCCGGCGGGCCGAGUCCGGUCACGCAGCAGCCCGCCGCGCAGCCCCAGAGACUACUGCGGCGGCUCCCGUCGACGGCAGCGGCGACGGGCUCGUCGUCGGCCGAGCCAGCGCUGGGCGCUGGGCAGCUCGCCGAGAGCGCGGCCGACGCGCGCCCCAGCACGAGGUUGUCGCUGUGAGCGCGCUGGCGGGGCAGCGGGGCCCCGAGCCGUCCGGAGGCCGAAGAGAGCGCUGGAGAGCAACUGCACGGGGUGGGCGAUGUUCGACGGGUGCGCGCGGGUAACGGGGUGUGCCGGUGCUAGACAGCAUUAAAGAACCUCCCGGACAGCAAAGGAGCAUUCUAGCACACCCACGCCGUGCAGGCACGGUGGCGAAUCAUAUUACUUGCGUUGUAUGCCGAUUGUGAUGUUUUGCGCCGUAGUGUGUGCGCUGUGUCCAUACGCCUGGAGACGUCUCCAGGCAUCCAGAUACAAAAUAGUGUCAGACUCCGGAGACUCGGCACCUCAGAGAAUAUCUUCUCGCCGCUCACAGUUUACUCCGGGGGGCCCCAGCCAGAGAGAUGACCAUCAAAGGAGCUUACCAUUUCACGUGUUCGCCAGAGCUGGUCGUUGUCGCAGGGCGCCGC